AUGUCGGAGCAGGAGUUCGCGGUGAGGGUGAACGACCAGUUGAAGUCGACGGAGCUGAGGCUGUGCGGCGCGCUCGGCAGGGACAAGAGGCAUGGUGUUCACAUGCGGGCUUUCUGGGCGUCGACAGUAUCUUUCUUCGUGGCGUUCGUGGGUUGGUUCGCCCUGAGCCCGAUCGCUAUCGAGGUGGUCCACAGCAUCGACGCUUGCGAAAACCAGCUCUUCCCACCGGUUGCGAACCCAGAGAGGAAAGCAUUCUUGAAGUUCAAGGCGACCGAGUCGGGGAAGAAGUAUUGCCAGUAUGGGAAGAUCGGAGAGGAUAACAAUCCGACUGGGUGCCAGGAUGUGCCGCAGGACGUUUGGGACGAGAGUUGUGGCGGGGUGGCGGCCACCGCGUGCACGCAGAGCGAGACGCUCACGGACGACGUCGAUCUGUGCCCCGAGGCAUGCAUGAAAUAUAAUUUCGAAGUCCUCCCUAAGUGCGUUUGCAGCCCGGGCACGCACUGCGGUUCGACGAUCCUGUAUUCAAGCAUCACGUCGGUCGGCAUCACGAUGUUUGUGCGCGUGGCGCUCGGCACCCUCCUCGAGAGGUUCGGCCGGGUCAAUGUGCAGUCUGGCCUCCUGCUCUUCGGAGCCAUCUGGGUCUUCGCCGCGUCGGGCAUCUCGGCAGAGUGGAACUUCAUCUUCAUCCGCAUGAUGAUCGGUUGCGCGGGGGCCACGUUCGUCACAAAUCAGUUCUGGUGCUCCCUCAUGUUCGCCCCGAACGUGGUGGGCACCGCCAACGCGACCGCAGCGGGGUGGGGCAACCUCGGCGGCGGCGUCACACAGAUUUUCAUCGUGUGGUGCCUGUUCAAGCCCUUCCAGGCGAUGGGCGCGAGCUCUGACACGGCUUGGCGCCUGUCCAUGGCCGUCCCCGGUUGCAUCUUCGUCGCGGUUGCCGUCAGCAUGAAGCUGUUUUGCUGGGACAUGCCAACGGGGCCCCGCUUCAAGACCAGCGACACGGGCAAGACAUCAAACGCGUCGAUGUGGGAUUACGUGGAGUGCCUGAAGGACCCCAGGAUCGUCAUUAUGAUCUUCCAGUACGGCGCCUGCUUUGGCACGGAGCUGGUCAUGAACGCGCAGCUGGCCACCCAUUUCCGCGUCUACUUCCAGCUGGAGGCUGGCGCUGCCUCCGCCCUGGCAGGCUCCUUCGGCCUGAUGAACUUGUUCGCGCGCUCAUUGGGCGGCAUCUUCAGCGAUUUUCUUUUCGCCUGA
Molecule: messenger RNA, 1251 nt
Organism: Prorocentrum cordatum
Lineage: Eukaryota; Dinophyceae; Prorocentrales; Prorocentraceae
Source: the annotation of a GenBank genome assembly